CUGUCUAGCCGGAAUAUCAUCAGAAUCGUUAAGAUGGGUUACUCCGACGUCGACUGGAAGGCUAUCAACACUGUCCGGCUGCUUGCGGUCGAUGCCACGCUCAAGGCAAACAGUGGCCAUCCAGGAGCCCCUAUGGGCCUGGCUCCUGCGGCACACGUCCUGUUCAAUAAAUUCAUGACCUUCAAUCCUAAGAACCCCCACUUCGUCAACCGCGACCGAUUUGUCCUAUCCAACGGACAUGGCUGCAUGUUGCAAUAUGCCCUCCUGCACCUGUUCGGCUACGGCAUCUCCAUGGAUGACCUCAAAAACUUCAGACAAGUCGACAGCAUCACCCCGGGCCAUCCCGAGGCUCACGACACCCCCGGUAUCGAGGUGACAACCGGCCCAUUGGGUCAGGGUUUCUCCAACGCAGUUGGUCUGGCGAUUGCUCAAGCCCACACUGCCGCCGUGUUCAACAAGCCAGGAUAUGAUCUUAUCAACAACUACACCUACUGUAUCUUUGGUGACGGUUGUGCCAUGGAGGGUGUCGCAAGCGAGGCUGCUUCCCUCGCCGGACAUCUCCAGCUGGGCAACUUGAUCUGCAUCUACGAUGACAACCACAUUUCCAUUGAUGGUGACACCAAGUGCGCUUUCACCGAGGAUGUUUCCAAACGAUUCGAGUCCUAUGGCUGGCACGUGCAACAUGUCAAGGAUGGCGACCACGAUCUCGAAGGCAUUGAAGCUGCCAUCGCUAAGGCUAAGGAGGUCAAAGACAAGCCAUCCAUGAUCAAGCUGACCACCACCAUUGGUUUCGGUUCGAAGCUGCAAGGCACUGGCGGUGUGCACGGCAACCCGCUGAAGGCCGAUGAUGCUAAGCAGGUCAAGGCCAAGUUUGGCUUCAACCCAGAAGAGUCGUUUGUCGUCCCACAGGAGGUGUACGAUCUGUACCAGAAGCACUCUGCCGAGGGCGCGGCCGCCGAACAAGCCUGGAACGACCGUUUCAAGAAGUACAGCAACGAAUACAAAGAUUUGGCUGCCGACUUUAGCCGUCGUCUUACCCGCAAACUGCCCGAGGGCUGGGAGAAGAAGCUGCCCGUUUACAAGCCAACCGACGCCGCCGUGGCUUCUCGAAAGCUCUCGGAGAAGGUGUUGGAGGAAAUCCACAGCGUCAUUCCUGAGCUCUUGUCCGGCUCUGCAGAUCUGACUGGAAGCAACAACACCCGGUGGAAGGACGCUGUUGAUUUCCAGCCUCCGUCGCUCGGCAUUGGUGACUGGUCUGGACGCUACCUUCGAUACGGUGUGCGAGAACACGCCAUGGCCGCUAUCAUGAACGGUAUCUCUGCCUAUGGUACCCUCAUCCCUGCCGGUGGUACUUUCUUGAACUUUGUGUCCUACGCUGCUGGCGCCGUCCGUCUCUCGUCCCUGUCACAUCAGAGAGUCAUCUACAUUGCCACUCACGACUCGAUUGGUCUGGGUGAGGACGGUCCUACUCAUCAGCCUAUCGAGACAUUGGCUCACUUCCGAGCCCUCCCCAACAUGAUGGUUUGGCGACCGGCAGAUGGCAACGAGACCUCGGCAGCAUACUACGUGGCACUGACGUCAGCCACCACUCCUUCUAUCCUUGCAUUGACGCGACAGAACUUGCCUCAACUGGAGAACUCGACCAUCGAGAAGGCCAUCAAGGGUGGCUACGUUGCAGUGGAGGCGGAGAACGCCAACGUCACUUUGGUGUCUACUGGUUCUGAAGUGUCCCUGUGUGUGGAGGCUGUGAAGGUGCUCAAGGACCAAUAUGGCAUCACUGCCCGAGUGGUCUCGAUGCCUUGCACUGAGGUGUUUGAUGCUCAACCCAAGGAGUAUCAACUCCAGGUUCUGCCGGAUGGCAUUCCAGCCAUGUCCGUCGAGGUCAUGUCUACUCUUGGCUGGGAGAAAUACUCGCACGAGCAAUUCGGUCUGAACCGCUUCGGCGCUUCUGGCCCGUACAAGGAGGUGUACAAGAAAUUCGAGUUCACUCCAGAGGGUAUUGCCAAGCGUGCCAACGCGACAGUUGACUUCUACAAGGGCCAGAAGCCUCGUUCCCCAGUCAACCGUGCCUUCCAGCAACUUAUCUAA
This is a messenger RNA of Exophiala dermatitidis NIH/UT8656, 2088 nucleotides long. Its product is annotated as transketolase. The record is from RefSeq and is a predicted model, not a curated record. Gene Ontology annotation, cellular component: cytosol. The transcript has 7 exons. NCBI's taxonomy places the organism in Eukaryota, Fungi, Ascomycota, Eurotiomycetes, Chaetothyriales, Herpotrichiellaceae. Bases 34 to 2088 code for a protein of 684 amino acids. Gene Ontology annotation, molecular function: transketolase activity. Gene Ontology annotation, biological process: pentose-phosphate shunt.